Pogonomyrmex barbatus (red harvester ant) is the source of this 913-nucleotide messenger RNA. It is a transcript of the gene 14-3-3zeta, whose product is annotated as tyrosine 3-monooxygenase/tryptophan 5-monooxygenase activation protein zeta. Lineage: Eukaryota; Metazoa; Arthropoda; Insecta; Hymenoptera; Formicidae. The record is from RefSeq and is a predicted model, not a curated record.
CGUCGAAGGAGACACUAUAUCGCCGCAGAAAUUGCCGACACAAUGUCCGUGGAUAAGGAGGAAUUAGUGCAGCGUGCGAAGCUUGCUGAGCAGGCGGAAAGGUAUGACGACAUGGCGUCCGCGAUGAAGGCGGUCACCGAGACGGGAGUCGAGCUGUCGAACGAAGAGAGGAACCUGCUCUCGGUGGCAUACAAGAAUGUCGUAGGAGCGAGACGUAGCUCGUGGCGGGUAAUUUCCUCCAUUGAGCAGAAGACCGAAGGCUCUGAACGAAAACAACAAAUGGCCAAGGAAUAUCGGGAAAAGGUCGAGAAGGAAUUGCGCGAGAUCUGCUACGAUGUAUUGGUAAGCGAGCACCAGUUGCUUCUCUUCUGCCUAUCUAAAACGGGAUGUCUCUGGAACAAUUUAGAAAGGCUUGGAAUUCUCAGGAAAUGUGUUUAUGCCUUGAAGAAUUGGGAAACCGUGGUAGACGACAGCCAGAAGGCAUACCAGGAUGCCUUUGAAAUCAGCAAGUCAAAGAUGCAGCCUACCCACCCGAUCAGGCUAGGUCUCGCCCUCAACUUUUCUGUCUUCUAUUACGAGAUUCUCAACUCGCCAGACAAGGCCUGUCAGCUGGCCAAACAGGCGUUCGACGAUGCGAUCGCGGAGCUGGACACACUUAAUGAAGAUAGCUACAAAGAUUCCACAUUGAUCAUGCAGCUGCUGCGCGAUAACCUCACUUUGUGGACCAGUGACACGCAGGGCGACGGGGACGAGCCACAGGAGGGCGGCGACAACUAACCUUCCUAAGCUUUAAGUCCUUUCUAAACCUAAUAAGAACAUCCUAUUCUCUAUCGUCCCCCAUCCCUCUGAAGUGCUCACCCAUAUUGUCCAUCCACCCGGAUCCAUCCAUCCAUCCAUGUCCACCUGACCUCUC